AUGGAUCUGUACGACAUCCUCUCCAUCGUGCGGAUCGUGCUGGUCCUGCUGGUCGCCGUGCCGGCCCUCGUCUUCUUCGGCCGCCUCCUCCGCCAGCCGGGCUACCGCCACGACAACACCCGCCGAUGGGUCGACCUGACCAAGAUCGCAACUGGUCUUUGGGGACUAGCCCAGCUUCUGAAAGUACUCGAGCUCAUCAUCUAUGUCGCGACCUCUUUCGACCAGUACUACGCCCGGCAAGCCUACUACGUCUUCUACCACACCAGCUCCCUCCUCGACGUCUGGGCCGUCAUCGUCAUCUUCCUCGCCCUCUUCUACCUCGCCCACGCCCUGACGCAGCUCCGGACCGAGAGCCAGGAGGAGUCGGGCGCCUACCGCAAGGGCCGCCGGGUCGUCUUUUGCGUGGCCGGGCUCCUCCUCCCCCUGAACCUCGCCCGGUGGUGUCUGCACCUGGUCGACGACCUCGCGGGGGCCGACCGGAGCGUCCGCAACCGGACGGCCGGCCUCAUCGCCAACUGCUUCAGCGUCGCCAUCGCGGGGAUCCUGUUCCUAUGCGCCACCGGCUCCGUCGUCUACUCGGCCAAGUCGCGCAAGAAGUCCUUCGGCAGCCCGCUGAGAAAGGCUGGCACCCUCCUCGUUGCCUGCUCGUCGCUCUACCUCGUGCGUGAGGCCUGGCAGUUUGUUGCCUUCUUCUUCUUCGGUCUGUUUGGCGUCUUCAACCUCAUCGACGUCUUUUUGGGCUGCUGGAUGACGUUUGCCAUCUUGACCAUGCUCUACCUCUUGGGCGCCCAGCCGCAUUACUCACUCUCCAAGGUUCACUACCGGUCGAGUGCCACGACGGAUGGCCAGGCCAUUUAA
This is a messenger RNA of Colletotrichum higginsianum IMI 349063, 858 nucleotides long. RefSeq lists its product as uncharacterized. Bases 1 to 858 code for a protein of 285 amino acids. The transcript has 3 exons. The record is from RefSeq and is a predicted model, not a curated record. NCBI's taxonomy places the organism in Eukaryota, Fungi, Ascomycota, Sordariomycetes, Glomerellales, Glomerellaceae.